AUGAUUGUUUUGUUCGGUUUUCUAACCGUUUUCGGCAUAGUUUUUGUAAUUAUAUGUACUAAGAAUGUCAUAAAGAAACGUGCAUGUUCCUGCGAAGUAGAGCUCACUAAAAUUGAAAGAGUAAUUACCAGCGAAGAGUUCGUCUAUCCUGUUCAAGUAGCCAAUUCUCCGUUAGAAGCGACAGAGCUUACCAGCUUAUCGAGUCCAGCUGCCUGCAGUUAUUCCAACAGAUCUGAUCAAAUGUGGUUCGUAGAUUUAGAAACUCCAAAGGAGUGUUAUCGUAAAACGAUUCUCCCUUUCCUUGAAGCAUCACCAACCUCUAGCCUUGCUAAUCAGCAAUGUACAUACAAGAAAUUUCCCUCUCCUAUUUCAAAUAGAACCCUUCCUUCCAUCGAUUUCUCAUCCAACAUUGUAUAUUAUGGAGAAUCAGAGACAUUAGUCUGA
This is a messenger RNA of Auanema sp. JU1783, 444 nucleotides long. NCBI's taxonomy places the organism in Eukaryota, Metazoa, Nematoda, Chromadorea, Rhabditida, Rhabditidae. The record is from the annotation of a GenBank genome assembly.